Molecule: messenger RNA, 1770 nt
Organism: Mangifera indica (mango)
Lineage: Eukaryota; Viridiplantae; Streptophyta; Magnoliopsida; Sapindales; Anacardiaceae
Exons: 2
Coding region: 1-1770 (589 amino acids)
Source: RefSeq, a predicted model, not a curated record
AUGGGAGCAGAUUGGGUGGCAACAGUUGCUUUGGGCAACUUGGCUAAAAUCCAAGCAAAUCAUGAAAAUGGUUCUUCAAAAUCAUACAGUCGUCUCCAGGUAUUCUGGGCACCCUUCCUUCUCUUGCACCUUGGUGGUCCUGAUACUAUCACAGCUUACUCUUUAGAAGACAAUGAGUUGUGGUCAAGGCACUUUCUUGGGCUUAUUGUUGAAAUUGGAGUGGCGCUUUACGUCUUCUUUCGAUCUUUCAACAAUACAGCCCUUACAUUUUUAUUCAUUCCUGUAUUUGUUGCUGGAAUCAUCAAGUAUGGAGAACGGACUUACGAACUUUGGUGUGCUAGCAACAGGAAGUUUAAAGAGAAAUUGCUCUCCACAAAUUCUAUGGCAGAAAAUGCAAUGAGAAUGGUAAUGGGAAAGAAAGAAGAAGAUUUUUCCGAGAUUGUACCAAUGGAGGAAACCAAAGAAAUUUCGGAUGGACAAAGUCUAGAAGACGACGAGUUUAAUAAUUCUAUAGAUGCAGCGCAUUUUUUGUUCAAGAGAUUGGAGUAUCUCUUUGCGAAUCUGAUACUAGGCUUUAACGACAGAAUUCGUUGCUAUGACAUCAUUAAGAAGCAUAAGUCAUAUGAAAAGGCCUUCGAACUUGUAGAAAUUGAGCUUGGAUUUAUGUAUGAUGUGCUUUAUACAAAGGCAAAACUCAUUCAAACGAAGAGGGGAUUUUUGCUUCGUGCCAUCAGCUUCUUUUCCUCUGUGUCAGCAUUAAUUGCCUUUUCAAUGGUCAUUGAUUUCCAUGUCUAUCAUCAAACCGACAUCUCCAUUACUUUUUUACUUCUAGCUGGGGCAGUUUUUCUGGAACUUUAUGCUUUCACCAUAUUUCUUUUGUCUGACUGGACAAAAAUCUGGUUGCAAAAGCACCGUGUGCCAAAGAUUAUUAGUUCUUUUUUCUUUCAUCGGAACAACAAGAGGUGGUCUGAAUCCGUAGCACAGCACAACUUGAUAACAUUUUGCAUAGGAGACAUCCAAGGCAAUUUCAGUUUAGUUCGGAAGUUGCCUCACUUGGGAAAAUUGUAUGAUGAGUACAAUCCGUACAGAUUCUUGUCUCGGAAAGAUUUGGAUGGUCUUAUGCAGAUGAUCUUCCAGCAUCUCGAAGAAAAAGCAGAUAAGAUCAAGGAUAAUUACACAGUGAAAUUGUGCAAAGAAGAGCUGGGUCACAGAGGCGAUCAUGUGCUCGAAAAAUAUGAAAAAAUCAAUGAUUUGGGUUGGAGCACAAUUGAUUUAGAAUUUGACGAAAGCCUUCUUUUGUGGCAUAUUGCUACUGAUAUCUGUUACCACGAUGAUUCUGACAAACACCGGCCAGGUGCAGGUAAUCUUUACAAACAGCUCAAAAUUAGUAAGCAAUUGUCAGAUUACAUGCUGUAUCUUCUAGUCCUGUGUCCAUCAAUGCUACCUCAAGGGAUUGCCAUGAAAGAAAAGGAGGUUGCGACGAAGUUGCUCGAGAAAAUCAGCAAAAGGCCAAUAACCCAGUCUAUACUAUCUGAUGGAUGUGAGCUGGCGAGAGAACUGCAACAGGAAACAGAUUCUGAGAAAAAAUGGGAGAUGAUAAGUGAAGUGUGGGUGGAAAUGUUAACAUAUGCUGCAAGUCAUUGUGGUUGGAGAGAGCACGGUCAACAGCUUUGGAAAGGCGGACAGUUGCUCACUCUUGUUAGCGUUCUUAUGGCACAUCUUGGCUUAAGUGAACAAUACAAUGCAAAAGAGGAAUUCUACCUUGUAUAA